This is a messenger RNA of Macrobrachium nipponense, 486 nucleotides long. Its product is annotated as choline O-acetyltransferase-like. Bases 7 to 486 code for a protein of 159 amino acids. The record is from RefSeq and is a predicted model, not a curated record. Lineage: Eukaryota; Metazoa; Arthropoda; Malacostraca; Decapoda; Palaemonidae. The transcript has 5 exons. Gene Ontology annotation, molecular function: acyltransferase activity.
CUCAAGAUGACCUCACCACAACCCUCUCCCAGCAGACUCACCAAAUACACGACCAUGGGUCAACGAUACCUCUCUCGAUGGGUCUCCUGGUCAGGAACUGCCGCUACACCCCCUGGGUCACCUUCUAGGGCAUCACCCAACGAGGGUAUCUCGCUUUCCCCCCAACCACCACGGGCUUUCCAACCAAGAUCAAGGGCGUCUUCCAAAGCUUCCAAUAUGUCUGAAAAGCCACCUGUUACGGUUCCACAAACAUCCUAUCCUCUCGUGCCCAAACUGCCGGUACCACCCCUAGGCCACACCCUUUCCUGGUACCUUACCCAUAUGAAACCUGUUCUCAGCCAAGAAGAAUACCAGGAAACGAUGAAGAUCGUCGAAGAGUUCGGCAAGCCAGGAGGAUUUGGGGAGAAAAUUCAAGAAGAACUUAUCAAAAGGCAUGACUCGAUGGAUAACUGGAUUGAUUUAAUCCUAAGAAACCCUUCUGGGUAA